Molecule: messenger RNA, 2653 nt
Organism: Helianthus annuus (common sunflower)
Lineage: Eukaryota; Viridiplantae; Streptophyta; Magnoliopsida; Asterales; Asteraceae
Product: protease 2
Exons: 10
Coding region: 85-2460 (791 amino acids)
Biological process (GO): proteolysis
Molecular function (GO): serine-type endopeptidase activity
Source: RefSeq, a predicted model, not a curated record
ACCUUUCUAAACCACAAAACAACCCCUUAAACCCUAGAACCCUCCGGCACCACCACCACCACCACCACCGUUAUCACCGUCACCAUGCAUCAUUUCCUCUCACCUCUCCGCCACAACCACCGCCAUCUCCACCGUCUACUACCCCCUGCCACCAUCCCCUUAGCUGCCGCCCACUAUAAACCCCACAAACCACCGCCACCACCACCACCACCACCAAAACCCCCAAAACCACCGCAGAAGCCCGCCACAUUUACCCUCCAUGACGUGACGUGGGAAGAUCCGUACAGCUGGAUGUCGAACCUGAACGAUAAAGUGGCUAUGCGUCACAUGGAUGUGUACAUGGAGCAAGAAGAGAAGUACACUGAAGCUGUGUUAAACGACACCGUUCGACUUCAGUCUAAACUUCAAUCCGAGAUGGCGUCUCGCAUGUCUAAUCAGCUCUCUACUCCCCCCUUUCGUUGGGGACCCUGGUUGUAUUAUAGAAGGGUGGAGGAAGGGAAGCAGUAUCCUGUACUCUGUAGGAGAUUAGCUGGCCUUAACGACGAGUUCAUUUCACAUAAAAGUCCGACAGCUGGAUUCGAUUUCACUUCCGGUAAGAGGAUUGAACAAAAGCUUAUUGAUUAUAAUCAAGAGGCACAAAGAUUCGGAGGUUAUGUGUAUGAGGAGUUAUCAGAAGUGUCACCUGAUCAUCGAUAUAUAGCAUACACCAUGUAUGAUAAGGACAAUGAUUUUUUCAAGUUAUGUGUUCGGGAUUUGAAUUUGGGCUCGCUUUGUAGUAAGCCGCAAGCUGAUUGGGUUUCUAAUGUAGCGUGGGCUAAAGGGGGCCAAGCGUUGCUAUACGUUGUCACUGAUCAAAACAAGAGGCCUUACAGAUUAUAUUGUAGUAUCCUCGGAUCAAAGGACGAGGACGUGAUGCUCUUAGAAGAACCAGGAGAAAACGUGCAUGUUAACAUUAGACACACCAAAGAUUUCCAGUUUGUGACUGUAAAUAUAUUUUCAACCACGUAUUCAAAGGUUUAUCUGAUCAAUGCAGCAGAUCCUUUAUCUGGCUUGACACUUGUGUGGGAGUGUGAGGCUUGCGCGCAUUGCAUUGUAGAGCAUCAUCAAGGCAACCUUUAUCUUUUCACCGAUGCUGAUAGAGGUGGGCAGUCGGUUGAUUGUCAUUAUCUUCUUCGUAGUCCUCUAUACUCUUCUGGUCCUAGAAAGUGGGAGAAUGUAUUUAUUGAUGACGGAGACUUUAUCAUCGAGGAUGUUGACUUUUGUAACUCAAGCAUGGUACUUAUCAUCCGAGAGGGUGGAAGAUUCAGGCUUUGUUCAGUUGCACUGCCUAUGACAAGCAGUAAGGGUGCAGCCUAUCUUAGAGAGUUAUAUCCCAAUUUUCUACCUCUUCCAGAAUCUGUUUCCCAGAUAUCGCCUGGAACAAAUUAUGACUUUUAUUCCUCUAUUAUGCGGUUUACAAUUUCGUCACCUGUGAUGCCUGAUGCAGUGGUUGAUUAUGAUUUAUCAAACGGUAAGUGGGAGAUUAUUCAACAACAUAACUUGCUUCAAGAACGGACCCGUGUUCUGUACGGUACAGCUUCUGCUGGUAUGAAUAUAUCAGUCAGCAAUACUGAAGUUAACGCAAAUGCUGAAGAUAAUCACUCUUGGAAUGAUCUCUCUGAGUUUUACGCUUGUGAACAACAUGACGUUAUUUCUUCUGACGGAGUUACAGUUCCUUUAACUGUCGUUUAUUCACACAAAAGAAAAAAAGGAGGUCAAAACCCCGGGUUACUUCAUGGACAUGGUGCGUAUGGUGAAUUACUUGACAAAAGGUGGCGUAGCGAGUUAAAAAGCCUUCUGGAUCGUGGUUGGGUUAUCGCGUAUGCCGAUGUUCGGGGUGGAGGUGGCAGAGGAAAGAGAUGGCAUGAAGAUGGUCGAGGUACAAAAAAACAUAGUUCAAUCAACGAUUAUAUUUCAUGUGCAAAAUUUCUUAUCGAAAAGGAGAUUGUGCACCGAAACAAACUUGCUGGUUGGGGAUAUAGUGCUGGAGGACUCUUGGUUGCUUCCGCUAUUAACUGCUGUCCAGAUUUAUUUCGUGCUGCUGUUUUGAAGGUUCCGUUUUUGGACCCGGUUAACACUCUUUUCAGCCCCAUUUUACCGCUUACUCCUGUUGACUAUGAAGAAUUCGGGUACCCUGGAGACAAAGAAGACUUUGAAGCCAUAAGAAAGUUUUCUCCCUAUGAGAAUAUUCAAAAGGGUGUUCUUUAUCCGGCUGUUUUGGUCAGCUCGUCUUUCAAUACAAGAUUUGGAGUAUGGGAAGCUGCAAAAUGGGUUGCACGGGUACGCGAUCACACCAUUUACAAUCCGGAUCAUCCUAUACUUCUCAAUUUAACGACGGAAAUAGUAGAAGAGAACAAAUAUUUACAGUGCAAAGAGUCUGCAUUGGAGGCUGCUUUUCUCUUGAAGAUAAUAGAUUCCUAAACAGUGUCAAUAUAGGAGAGGUCAAUUUUGUAUGUACAUUUUUGUCUUUUGGUUUGGCUUUACAAAAAGGUUGUCAAGGCUUUAUCUAUGAUAAGUUGGUCAACUUAACUUUGUCACCUUGUAAAAGAUGCCUUUUCUAAGACAAUGUACUACAAACAUUAUUAAUAAAUUAAAAAAAAAAAAGGUUGUCAAA